AUGGAGGAUGUCAGUGUCAUCAGAAACAUCAUCACCAGGGCCGCCCACAAACCAUGGAUGACUGGGGAAGUAUGUGCCAUGCUGAAAGAGCGGAACACAGCUUUCAAAUCUGGGGACAUGGUGACUACCCUGAAACACAUCAACAUUCGUAAGGCAGCGGGGCCGGACCACAUACCGGGGCGGGUGCUCAAAGAGUGCUCCAACCAAGUUCUGACAGACAUUUUUAACACCUCCCUGAGCCAUGCCAUCGUACCAUCAUGCUUCAAGAAGGCCUCCAUCGUACCAGUGCCCAAAAAACCUUCAGUUACCAGCCUGAACGACUACCGCCCUGUCGCACUCACCCCAAUCAUAAUGAGGCACACUACAAAUCCCAUCAUGAAAUACGCCGAUAACACAACAGCAGCGGGUCACAUCCCGCAGACAGACAAUGAUGACCUGGCCUAUAGAGAGGAGGUGCUGCAGCUGGUGGACUGGUGUGAGGAAAACAACCACAUCCUGAAUGUUGACAAUACAAAGGAGAUUAUUGCUGACUUCAGGAAGAACCAGACCUGUCACCCACCACUGAUCAUAAACAACACAGCAGUGGAGGUGGUAGAGAGCACCAAGUUCCUGGGGAUGCACAUAACAGCUAGUCUGACAUGGACCACAAAUACAGCUUCUCUGGUAAAGCGAGCACAGCAGCGUUUGUUCUUCCUCCACAGGAUGAGAAGAGCACACCUCCCUACCAACAUCCUCACCUCUUUCCACAGAAGCACCACAGAGAGUAUUAUGACAACUUGCAUCUCUGUGUGGUGUGGCAGUUGCUCAGCUGCAGAUUGGAAGAGCCUUCAGAGAGUGGCGCUCAACUGUACACAGAUAGAUGUCUGGCUGGAGAAGUACUACCUGUCACCAUUUUAUGGCAUAGAGUUUUGCAUUGGUUUCCCUGGCAACCUUUUAGUUGUAUUUGGUUAUAUAUUUUGUUUGCAAAAGUGGCAGAGCUUCAACAUUUAUCUCUUCAGUCUGGCAGUGUCUGAUCUUAUUUUCCUCUGCACACUGCCACGCCUCUCAUACCUCUAUGCAAAUCACCAAUUGGAGAACAGUCCUGCUGCUUGCGUUAUUAACCGCUAUGUCCUUCAUGUGAAUUUGUACACUUCUAUUCUCUUUAUGGUUUGGCUGAGUAUGGACCGCUUCCUGCUCGUAAAACAUCCAACACGGAACCAUUAUCUGCAGAGUCGCCAAGCAGCCCUCUUCAUCACAGGGCUGAGCUGGCUUGCAGUCAAUGUGGAAGUUGCUCCAAUGAUAGCACUGAUGGUACAUGACCUGCAGGAUGAAAACCUCUGCAAGGAUUUUGCUAGCCUUAAAGGAGACAUUGAUCCAUUUGGGUACAGCUUGGGGCUUACUGUAACUGGCUACAUCAUUCCUCUCCUUGGACUUUGUGGAUUCUCAUACCACAUUGCAGUUCUGCUCCGUGUUCAGGAAAUGGCUUUACAACGCAGGUCCACAACAUACAAGCGCCCGCUUAGGGUUGUCACAUCAGUAGCAGCCAUGUUUACGGUUCUUUACACUCCCUAUCAUCUGCUGAGGAACGUAAGGAUUGCAUCCCAGCAGUCCUGGGCCGGGCUGCAGGUGUGCACAGAGAUGUAUAUAGAGGCUAUGUAUAUCAUAUCCCGUCCAUUAGCCUUCUUGCACAGCGUGAUUAACCCUGUCUUCUACUUCUUCAUGGGCGACCAAUUCAGAGAGCAGCUGAUUUCUAAGUUUAGGAAGCUUUUCAGAAGAAACAAUCAGCAAAGAGAAGAAGCCUCAAUGUAG
Messenger RNA from Cheilinus undulatus (humphead wrasse), 1788 nucleotides. RefSeq names its product succinate receptor 1-like. The record is from RefSeq and is a predicted model, not a curated record. The transcript is spliced from 4 exons. Bases 1 to 1788 code for a protein of 595 amino acids. Gene Ontology annotation, molecular function: methyltransferase activity; 2-oxoglutarate-dependent dioxygenase activity; G protein-coupled receptor activity. Lineage: Eukaryota; Metazoa; Chordata; Actinopteri; Labriformes; Labridae. Gene Ontology annotation, cellular component: plasma membrane. Gene Ontology annotation, biological process: G protein-coupled receptor signaling pathway.